This is a messenger RNA of Corticium candelabrum, 2543 nucleotides long. Its product is annotated as RNA exonuclease 1 homolog. The record is from RefSeq and is a predicted model, not a curated record. NCBI's taxonomy places the organism in Eukaryota, Metazoa, Porifera, Homoscleromorpha, Homosclerophorida, Plakinidae. Bases 107 to 2515 code for a protein of 802 amino acids. Gene Ontology annotation, molecular function: exonuclease activity; nucleic acid binding. The transcript is spliced from 13 exons. Gene Ontology annotation, cellular component: nucleus.
AUCUCCGUUACUCGCUGACAUGCAAGUCUAAUUAGCGCAGGACGUUUUGCGUUAGUUUGGCCACGCCUACGUACGUGGCGUCAUCGCGUUGGUGCCGUAGCUCGUCAUGUUGCCGUCGGCUGGUUACUUCAGGGGUGUUAUGUGUCCGUUCUUUGCCCACGCUCUCUGUCACCGACCUUAUUGCCAUUUCAAGCACGUCGCACCUUCAGAAACGACAGGCUCGAGGCAAUUUAACAAACAGGCGCAUAGCGAUGUUGCAAAGCGGCUCGAGGAUUUCUCAGUAGUAAACGUGUCAAGAAGUGAAACUAAAGAGUUGCCGACACAGAAAGGCAAUCUUGUAGCAAAUACAUUGACAUUGAAAGACAGAAACAACAAAACAAGUAGAUCUAUUCCUGAGAGCGAUGCAGGCACGCAUUCAGAUUCUCCAUCAAGUGCUGCUUUAAAUGCAGAAACGGGUAUGCCUGCUACUAAUGCAAUGCAGCAAUCACAACCAGCUACUGAUUGCAGUCGAAUUUUACACAAAGACUUGCUUGAAGACACAAAACAUCAAACAAUUGAUAAUACACAUAAGUUGGUGCAUUCAGAGCCACCAACUACUACAUCGAGUCGACUUGCUGUAAUAGAAGCUGAUCAACACGUUUGUAGUGCAAACGAAAAAAUGUCAUCACAUGUGAAGUCUGAACACAAUGCGACAAGCCACGAAGACUACUUUGAUGAUAUUGGCUCCGCUGUUGAUAAAGUGCUGAAUGCGUAUUCAGUACCUGUGGUAGAUAAAGUGAAGGGUUCCAAUUGCAGUAUGACAUCAUCGACAUUAGUGUCUAGUACAUGUAUGAAUACCACGGAUGAACAUGCCAAUGAACAAAGGCAGUUGCAGUUGAACACAUCAACAAAGAGAUAUAGUGGGAUUGGUGGUGUACGAAUCAAGAAGCGGAUGGCUCAUCCGGCAGCAGCUGCAGCUAAGGCUCGAGUUGACAAAGAUAUGCGAGAAGCAGCUAUUCGACAGUCUCGAUCACAUGCACCAGUUAUUGCAAGAAAGCGAGUAGCUCACACAUUGAAAAAUGUGUCUACAUCAUCAUUAUCAUCAUCAUCUGAAUCUAACGUACAAAGGCCAGUUAUAUUACUCAAAGCUGGAGGCAAAAUACCAACGAACUUGAGGCAGAAGUAUUUGGACUGUUUUGUCGACGAGUGUCUCAAGAUCUGCACGACUGAGAAAGAAGCUUAUGACAAGGCACAGCAAGAAGAGGAAGCGUUGUUUACAGCAUGUAUUAUGCGGCAAUCGUACACCAACAAGGGCUCUCUCACUCUAAAACGUCUCAGAAAUGAAGCUGCAACACAUGCCAUUCCUACUCAGCCAUCGAGCACAAUGUCUACACCAACAGCAGCACGAGCAAAGAAGCGUCUUCACUCACACAAUCCCGAAAAGGCAAAGACAGAACAGCUAAAAAGGAAGGCUAGCAACUUUUUAGAUUCAGUUACAGAGACAGAACCAGGAGCAAAGAGACCAAAGUUGGACAAGAAGGCAUCAACACCAACUGAUCCAAUUAAUGCUGUCGACGCAGUUAGCAGACUGUAUCAGCUUCUGCAGCCAUAUCUUUUGUCAGAAGAUCAGCUCAGUCAAUUCGGUUACCCUCGGCCUCAUCCUUCUAGUUCAACUGUUGCUACAAUUUCUGAAGUUGGAUUAUACAAGGUAAACCCGAUUAAGCAGCUCUCCGAUACAGAGUUGCAACAUUUAUGUUGUCGUUGUGGGAGUCGUUUUAGUAUGACACCAGAUGGACGCUACCUGACGAAAGAGAAAUGCUUGUAUCACUAUGGAAGACUACGAAAAACCAAAGAAACAGGAGAAAUCCAUACAGUCUAUUCAUGCUGUCAGGGAGAAACUCGGUCAAAGGGCUGUCAAGUGGCAGAGUGUCAUGUUACCAGUGGUGAACAGGACACGAUAAGAGGUGGAUUUGUUACUACAACGCAACACAGAGAUACCGACUCGUCUGCUGACUGCCCAGGCAUCUAUGCUCUCGACUGUGAGAUGUGUUAUACUGCUGCUGGGCUGGAGUUGACACGUGUCACGGUCGUCGACCAUGCAAUGAACAAGACAUACGAUUCAUUGGUUAGACCCGAGUUGCCAAUAGUAGACUACAAUUCAAGAUUCAGUGGCAUUACAGCAACCAUGCUUGAUGGUGUUACCACACGUCUCGAAGAUAUCCAGCAACAUCUGCUCACCGUUUUCUCUGCCGACACUAUUCUUAUCGGCCACAGUUUAAACUCGGAUCUAUUGGCUCUCAAGAUUAUCCACAGUAAGGUGAUAGACACAAGCAUCGUCUUUCCGCAUCGUUUAGGCCUGCCCUACAGACGAGCAUUGAGAACUCUGGCGGCAGAAAUUCUACAGAAAAUAAUACAAGAACAUGUGCAAGGUCAUGACAGUUUUGAGGACUCGGCGAUUUGCAUGGAGCUGAUGAUUUGGAAAGCCAAGAAAGACUUUGCGAAGCAGACACGAAAACGAACCACUAAAGUCAAGUAAUUGAGGUUUAUUUUCAGUUGAGGUUUUG